CCGAUGUCCUUGGAGUGUGAAUGCGUCUUCUGCCUCAGCUGCACCAAUUCACUGCAGAAAGAGCCCCAAGGGGAAGGUGUCUUGUGUCCCUUCUGCCUGGUGGCUUCUCAGAAAAACAACAUCAGGCUCAAUCGGCAGCUGGGGAGUCUGGUUUCCCACAUUAAGGAACUGGAGCCCAAGCUGAAAAAGAUUCUGAAGAUGAACCCAAGAAUGCGGAAGUUCCAAGUGGAAGUGACCUUGGAUGUUGACACAGCUCACAACCUCCUCCUCAUUUCUGAAGACCUCAGGAGCGUCCGACGUGGGAGGAUCCAUCAGAAUCGGCCAAACAGUGCUGAGAGAUUCAACUUGGCGGGUGCUGUCCUGGGCUCCCCUGGUUUCACCUCUGGCCGCCACUACUGGGAGGUGGACCUAGGAACAAGCACAGAAUGGAAUCUGGGAGUCUGCAGAGAAUCUGCCAGCCGCAAAGGGAACAUCCAAAUGACCACAGAGCAUGGAUUCUGGAUUGUGAGUUUGAGGGCUGAGGGCUUCCACUUUGCUAACACAAGCCCUCCAACACCCCUCUGGGUGAACCCCAAUUUACAGCGAAUGGGGAUUUUUAUGGAUAGAGGCAUGGGAGACAUUUCCUUUUACCACCUUGGAGAUGGAUCCCACAUCUAUACAUUCACGAAAGUUUUUCCUGAGGAGCCGCUGCGCCCAUAUUUUGCUCCUUCCACCCUCCCAGAUCAGGGUGUCCUGAGUGUCUGUCCUGUGAUAAACCCAGGCACUGCCCAUCCUCUAGUCCAUCCUGGGGAGGGCAAAUAAACCCCCACUGCAUAGAAACAGGAUCGGGAAAUUAAAUUAUUUGGUGGGUAGACCUAGGAAGUUUCUGUUGGGUAUAUAUAUUUUACAAAAUCAUGGCACAAAAAUAUAGACCAUUCCAUGAUGUAGUUAACUUCAUAGAUUCAUUAGGAUAAAAGCUGAGUUUUAAAUAUUGAUUAUUGUCACCAUCAAACGUGUGAGUU
Chlorocebus sabaeus (green monkey) is the source of this 1001-nucleotide messenger RNA. RefSeq names its product ret finger protein-like 3. Lineage: Eukaryota; Metazoa; Chordata; Mammalia; Primates; Cercopithecidae. The record is from RefSeq and is a predicted model, not a curated record. Gene Ontology annotation, molecular function: protein binding.